GGAAACCUAGCGUUUCUGCCCACCCUGGAAACAAGCAAACAGCUGCCGCGCAGAGUGGGAGACUGAAAGCAUAUAAGAGAACAGAUUACAGCGAUAAAUUGAAUUUAAGACAACAAACAUCCAAUAAAUUAUGAAUGUUGAACAAGAUGACAUUGCAUCCACAGCAGAUGAUGAUAGGUCCAAAGUUUAACAGGGCCAUACUCGACCCCUUGUUUGUGCUGCUGUUGGCUCUUCAACUACUGGUGGUGGCUGGUCUGGUCAGAGCUCAGACCUGCCCGUCUGUGUGCUCCUGUAGUAACCAGUUCAGCAAAGUGAUCUGUACCCGGCGUAAUCUGCGAGAGGUGCCAGAUAGCAUCUCCAUCAACACGCGCUACCUGAACCUGCAAGAAAACGGGAUCCAGGUCAUCAAAUCCGACAGCUUUAAGCAUUUAAGGCACCUGGAGAUUUUGCAGUUAAGUAAGAACCACAUCAGACAGAUUGAGGUCGGGGCCUUCAACGGCCUGACAAACCUCAACACCCUGGAGCUAUUUGACAACCGCCUUUCCACCAUCCCCAGUGGAGCUUUUGAAUACCUAUCGAAACUGAAAGAGCUAUGGUUGAGGAAUAAUCCGAUUGAGAGCAUACCGUCGUACGCUUUCAGUAGAGUCCCUUCGCUUAGAAGAUUAGAUUUAGGCGAACUAAAAAGGCUGGAGUACAUCUCGGACAGAGCCUUUGAUAGCCUUUCUAACUUGAGGUAUCUGAACCUUGGAAUGUGUAACCUACGCGAUAUCCCAAGCCUCAUGACUCUGCUGAAGCUGGAGGAGCUGGAGCUAUCGGGGAACCGUCUCUCUCAGAUCCGACCGGGCUCCUUCCAGGGCUUGACAAACCUGCAGAAACUGUGGAUGAUGCACGCUCAGAUUCAGGUGAUCGAGAGGAAUGCCUUUGACGACCUCCAGUCCCUGAUCGAGCUGAACCUGGCGCACAAUAACCUGACUUUGCUGCCUCAUGACCUCUUCACCCCACUCCACCACCUCGAGCGGGUCCACCUGCAUCACAAUCCGUGGAGUUGCAACUGUGAUAUUCUGUGGCUUAGCUGGUGGCUAAAGGAGAUAGUGCCGUCCAAUACGACAUGCUGUGCUCGCUGCCACACACCCCCUAACUUAAAAGGCAGCUACAUCGGAGAACUGGACCAGAACAAAUUCAACUGCUACGCGCCGGUUAUCGUCGAGGCUCCUACGGACCUUAAUCUGACUGAAGGGAUGGCCGCAGAGUUGAAGUGCCGGGCUUCGACCUCCAUGACCUCAGUGAGUUGGAUUACUCCAAACGGCACAAUAAUGACUCACGGAGCCUACAAAGUGCGGAUCUCUGUGCUUAACGACGGCACAUUAAAUUUUACUAAUGUGACGGUCCAGGACACGGGGCUGUACACGUGUAUGGUGAGUAAUUCUGCAGGGAACACCACGGCUUCAGCCACACUAAACGUGACGGCGACGGAAAAUAGCACGUUCACUUACUUCACCACGGUCACAGUGGAGUCCAUGGAGCCGUCGAUACAGGUACACACGAGCGACGACAAGUUCAGACCCACGCCUUUCAGCGACUGGGAAACGACCUUUGUGACCACCUCCCUGACUCCUCGGAGCACAAAGAUGACAGAGAAGACGGCCACAGUGGCCAUCACUGACGCGGGAGACAACGUCAUGCCCGGCCUGGAUGAGGUGAUGAAAACCACCAAGAUCAUUAUCGGGUGUUUUGUAGCCAUCACGCUGAUGGCGGCAGUGAUGUUGAUCAUUUUUUACAAAAUGCGCAAGCAACACCACCACCAGAAUCACCACGCUCCCAUCAGGACCAUCGAGAUCAUCAACGUGGACGAAGAGAUCGCACGAGGUACUGCCGUGGAGAGUCACCUGACGAUGCCCGCCAUAGAGCACGAGGAUAUGAACCAUUAUAACUCGUACAAAGCACCGUUCAACCAUACAGUAAACACGAUAAACUCAAUACACAGCUCUGUGCAUGAACCAUUAUUGAUGCGAGUGAACUCUAAGGACAAUGUGCAAGAGACACAGAUCUAACAAAACAAAAAAGGAUUAUAUAAAAAAAAACACAAAGAACACACAAAUUUACAAAUGACAAACAGGACAAGGCUGACUCUACUGUUUAAAAGAAGUGUCUUUAAAGAGGUUUAUUUAUUAAAAAAUAAUUCUAUUGUGAUCUAAAACAGAGACAAUUAUGUGUAUUCUAAACACCGAUUUGACAUACAAUGCUGCGCCCAUUAAUUUAGUCAUCGCCAUGUUUUUCAUAGGAGAUUUUGAUUCUCUGAGGGAUUGUUCCGAUAUUUUGUAAGGAUUCUGUUUCACAUGGGGUUUUUAUGGUGAAUUCUAGUGGUGAGAUUCAGUCUGUUUUGUCUCAUUCUGUUAUUUCAUGAGCUCUUACAACUGGUUAUGACAGGGAAUGCAGUAUUAGAGGUAGAUUUAUAUUAAAUCUUUUAUUUUCCAUGUACCAUCUUGUUCUAUAUUUACAAACCAAACCAUUCUGUGAAGAUUGCUUUACAUGUAAAAAAAAACAUACAAAAAAAAAUCACAUACCCAUGAUCUUUUAAACAAGUCUAGA
This is a messenger RNA of Callorhinchus milii (elephant shark), 2589 nucleotides long. RefSeq names its product leucine rich repeat containing 4C, genome duplicate a (gene lrrc4ca). The transcript is spliced from 2 exons. The record is from RefSeq and is a predicted model, not a curated record. The coding region runs from base 135 to 2051 and encodes 638 amino acids. Gene Ontology annotation, biological process: regulation of axonogenesis; synaptic membrane adhesion; modulation of chemical synaptic transmission. NCBI's taxonomy places the organism in Eukaryota, Metazoa, Chordata, Chondrichthyes, Chimaeriformes, Callorhinchidae. Gene Ontology annotation, cellular component: glutamatergic synapse; postsynaptic density membrane; plasma membrane. Gene Ontology annotation, molecular function: cell-cell adhesion mediator activity.